Octopus sinensis (East Asian common octopus) is the source of this 15411-nucleotide messenger RNA. Its product is annotated as zinc finger protein 732-like. Gene Ontology annotation, molecular function: DNA-binding transcription factor activity, RNA polymerase II-specific; RNA polymerase II transcription regulatory region sequence-specific DNA binding. Gene Ontology annotation, biological process: regulation of transcription by RNA polymerase II. Gene Ontology annotation, cellular component: nucleus. The transcript has 2 exons. Lineage: Eukaryota; Metazoa; Mollusca; Cephalopoda; Octopoda; Octopodidae. The record is from RefSeq and is a predicted model, not a curated record. Bases 771 to 2261 code for a protein of 496 amino acids.
CCGAAGAGAACGUAACGAAAAUCUUAAUUUUAUUCCUUUUUAACAUCUUUCUUCAUCUAUUAUUAUAAUUCUGUUCCGAUAGAAGAUGCCGUAUAGGAUCAUGCUAGUCUUUAGUAGUGCACCCGUUCUGUCAGCUACUCACUUUAAUUUGCCAGCUGCUACGACCCUGUGAGAGGAAUCGUUAGUCGAAGACCCAAGACGGGGCUUAUAGCCUAUAGAAGGAGAUGUUUUUAGUUACAUGCCUUUUAGUGGGUGCUUAGUCGCGAAGAUUCUGUAUUAUCAAUAGGUAUCAUUUUAUUCAUACGUUUAAACCAUAAAUGCUUUUCAGUUUAAUGUGUCCUUUAAAAUACCCAAAUCUGUUGUUAUACACCACUUCGUGUUUCCAGUAAUUCACACGAUCGAUAAACAGUGCACCUGCAUGAGGUUGUUCAUAAUGAUAAAGUCUAGUUUCUUAACAUCGAAGGACAGGAAUCUUCAGCCUCCAUUCUGUUAAGAAUGUGCUCAUAUCUCGGCAUUCAUUUUGCCAGGAAGGUGAAGAAAUAUUUCAACUGAAGCUACAUUAUUGUGGGAGAGUGUUGUUGAUUCAUGCAAAGUGUGGUUCAUUCAACUGUUUCUGACCAUGAUCAAUUAUCUACAAACAUGUACAAGUAGACAGACAGAAGAAAUUAUGUACUGAUAUUUGCAGUUCUGUGUUUACAAUCUUUACUGAAAAUGACAAUUCUUCUCUGUCAAGUAUUGUGCCGACAAUAAAGGUUAAUAUCACUGACAAAAUGUCUGAACAGAAAGAGUCACAGGGUAAAGAGGUUUCCUAUGUUUGUGAAGUUUGUGGGGAUACAUCCCCUUCAAAAGACAUGUUUAUUAAACAUGGAGAGAUGCACAAAACACAGAAAGGUAGUAACAACAAAAAUUCUUGUGAACCUGUUUCAACAUUCUCUACACUUUUACCUCAAUACAUUAAACGUGGAGAGAUAAGUAAAACAGAGAAAGGUAGUAUGAAGGAUAUUUCUGAAUCUGUUUCAACAUUGACUUCACUUUUACCUCAAUACAGUAAACAUGGAGGGAUGCACAAAAUAGAAAAAGGUAAUAAUAACAAUAAUUCUUGUGAAUCUGUUUCAACAACGCCUUCACUUUUACCUCAAUUCAGUAAACAUGGAGAGAGAAAUAAAACAGAGAAAGGUAGUAUGAAGGAUAUUUCUGAUUCUGUUUCAACAUUGACUUCACUUUUACCUCAAUAUAUUAAACAUGGAGAGCUAAACAAAGGAGAAAAAGAUGAUAACAAAGAUACUUCUGAAUCUGUUUCAACACUGUCUUCACUUUUACCUCCGUUCAUUAAACAUGGGGAGAUAAGCAAGCCAGAGAAAGAUGGUGACAAGGAUACUUCUGGACCCGUUUCAUCAUUGUCUUCAUUUUUACCUCCGUUCAUUAAACAUGGGGAGAUAAGCAAGGCAGAUAAAGAUGGUAACAAGGAUGCUUCUGGACCUGUUUCGACAUUAUCUUCAAUUAUACCUCAAUACGCCUGUGAUAUUUGCGGGAAAUCUUUUCCCGCUAAUAAGAAGUUAACUCGACACAUACAAACACAUUUCAGAGCAAAGAUUUUCCAGUGUGAUGUUUGUGGAAAUUCCUUCACUCGUAAAAGCGAUCGAGACCGACACAAGCGAAUACAUUCUGGGGAGAAACCUUACCCUUGUGAUGUAUGUGGGAAAUUCUUUUCUCGGAACAGCCAUUUAAAAAUUCACAAAUUGACCCACUCGGGUAUAAAACCUCAUCGCUGUGAGACUUGUGGAAAAUCGUUCUCACAGAAUUGUGAUCUGGAAAGACAUAUACGUGUACACACAGGAGAGAGACCAUUUAAAUGUGAUACUUGUGAAAAAAGAUUCUCUCAAAUUAACGAACUGGGAAGGCAUAAACGAAUACAUACAGGGGAAAAGCCAUAUGCCUGUGAGUUUUGUAAGAAAACAUUUACUUUAAACUGUGUUCUCGUAAGACACAGACGAAUUCAUACUGGAGAAAAGCCCUAUGUUUGUGAGUUUUGUAAGAAAACGUUUUCCCAAAAUAGCAUUCUUGUAAAACAUUUGCGAAUGCACAAUGGUGGGAAACCUUAUCAAUGUAAGAUUUGUGGUGAGGCAUUCACAACAAAACGCCUUUUAUCUGACCACACAAGAACACAUACUGCAGAUGGUCCUUAUCCCUGUCAACUUUGUGGCGAAAUCUUUUCUCAAUAUACAGAUAUAGUAAAGCAUUUAGCAAUACACACUGGCUGAGGAACGUAUUGUCAUGAGGUUUACAAGCAGAGGAUUUGAUGAAGUAAAGAACUUUUCUUGGCAUACAAAAAUACAUGCAAUCAAAAGAAUUUAAACUUUUAAUUUUGUGUGUGAGGACAUAUAUUGGAUAUAAAUUGAUUGAUUUGGACACAAAUACAUAAGGGAUAAACUUUUCUUUCUGAGUAAGAUAUUUCUUUUUUUUCUCCUGUUCAUUGCUUGAUGAGGUCACCCAAUUAAAUUGUUCUACUAAUAGAUGGUCACUUUGAAGUUCUAAAGAAGGAAACAUAAGGCAAAACAUUCAAGAAUGACACAGCAAUUCCUAAUCACAAAGAUUUUUUUUUUUUUGCACACAAGAUGGAAUAUUGAAAUGCCAUUAUUGAAUUUAUGAAUAUAACAAGACUGAAAGAAACUUCUGAGACUUUUUUGAAUUUUGAGUAGUAUGGCUAUUUGGUGACUGGCAGAUAAUGUUGAAGUUAUGAUAGAAAAAACCCAAGGAUGGACAUGAAUAAUCAGGGAGUCAAAUAUUAAGGAAUUUCUAUCAUUACAUGAGUGUAGCGGCAAGUGUUACAGUGAGUUAUUGUAGAAUUCACAAUAUGGUUUCUGUUCCUUUCUGGAACCACUUCAUUCAUUUAAACUGGAAAAUGGCCUUAAAAAGGCAUGAAUGUCACAGCAUCUUUUCACCUCGUAUUUAAAUAUUUCAAACUGCAUAUUUAUGCAGGAGACCACUAUAUAAAUCAACCCAGUAAAUCAUUUAGCAAUGCACUUACACAUGAUAUAUACAUUCCUCCCCACCAUCACAUACACGCUAUAUUUAUAUUGUGUAAAUAAGUGUAGGGUUGGCUGUGUGCUUUCCAAUCAGGUGGUUUUGUAUACAGUCCCACUGUGUGUCACCUUGGGCAAGUGUCUUCUAUUAUAACUGUGGACUGAUCAAAGCCUUGGGUGUAGAUGUGGUAGCUGGAAACUGAAGGAAACUUGUCAUAUGUAUGUUCCCUUGUCUAGGCACCACAUUGAUAGUUGUAAAUGAGUGUCAUCAUCAUACUGAGUGUGUCCUUCAUUUCCAACCUGCUAUGGAAACACCUCUGGUGAUAGGCAAAUAUUACCUUGUUUGGAAAGAGGUGAGAAUUGGUGACAGGAUGGGUAUCCGACCAUAGAAAAUCUGCCUUGCCAAAUUCCUUCUAACCUAUGCAAGCAUGGAAAAGUGGAUGUUAAAAUUAUAUAUAUAUAUAUAAUUUCUAUACAUAAAAACAGUUGGGUAUGAUUUAAGCUGGAAUUUGGCUGCUAUUUCUAGCAGGUUGAGUAAUUGUAUAGAGACUUAACCAUUGCCUUAUGAAAUAGUUUAUGAUACAAAUUGGCCAUCUUAUGAAGUCUAUAAUCAGAACCAAAAUCUAGACCGAAUAUGGCUUCUGGUUUGAAGUUGAACAUACUUAGAUUAAUGAGUACUUAUUCUCAACAGCUAAGGAGACUGAAGAAAUGCAGAAUAAAGUGUUAUGAUCAUAGGCACAAUCAAAGUGAAGGAUAUCCAAUAUCUUAUCCACCUAAAGCAUACUUAAAAAUGUUUCUUAGGGGAAGGAUGGUUGAGUAUGAGCCAUUGACUAUACAACUGAUGGCUAUAUUCGUUUGGUCAAGUUUGAAAUGCUUAGUCUCGAGUUAAUUCUGAUCAUACAAAUGCAUUGCUGUUGUUAUCAACCUGCCUUUUUGUGCACAAGUGACUACAUUUGUCCAAAGUGUGAUUUCAAAGGAGUGUUAUUUGAGAGCAAUUUGGCUGCUGUUUCUCAUUGGUUGUGCGACACAGACUAAUAGCUCCUUUGUUGAAAUAAUUGUGAAUGUAUGGAGCAUGAAAUUUUAUGAGCCACAUGAUGGUCUCCUGUGUUUGUCUACAUGUUCUGUACUGUUAUAACUGAAUAGUUCACACAGGAAGAACCUGCUUCAUUCUACCCUUCUAUGAUGCAUCAUUUUGUGUUUUAAAGUGUUCAGAAUUAAAAUCUGUCAAAAUUUCAAAAAGGUUGGUGUCCUAAACACCAACUUAAUGACGACAAAUUAUUUUACUAAAUUUGUUAAUUUCAAAUUUAAUUGAAAUAAAAGUCAAUGUAUUGCAACAUCAGUUGGGUAAUAAAAGGGUUAAAUAUUGAUUUUUUUUGGUGGGGUCAGUUGAUGAAAAAGGAAAAAAAUGUAGCCAUUUCUGGUGUAAUAACUAUUACUUAUUUUAUUGACCCUGAGAGAAUUAAUAGCAAAAUUAAAAUUGAAACUGGUGCCUGGAUCUAAACCCUGUAAUGCAUUUAGUUGUUCUUGAGCCCUAGUUACCUUUUGUUGAGCAGACUGAUAAUCAAAGGCAUUCCAUAACCAUCCUGUCAGGUUUCCUGGCAUUGAAUAUCUCUGUCUUCAUGGUCCAAUGUGUCUUUUUUUAACAUGUUAGGGUGUGAUUUAAGUUGAGGCUCGAGAUAAAUUAUAAGCUGAUAUCAAUGAUGAAAUGCCCAUAAACUUAUGGAGGAAUUAAAAUAUGAUGGAGUGAAUUUCACUACUUGCCCCAAAAUAUUAGUGUAAAAAAUGAAAGUCAAAUAGACACAAAAAAAGUACUGCCCUUAUAUUGCAGUCUUCACUUGCUUUUCAUGAGCGAUUGAAUGUGAAUUAUGGUUAGAUGUCUUUUGCUUUCAGAUUGUUAAAAUAAAAAAAAAAACAUAUUUAACUCUUGCUUAAAUACCUCCUGCUUUUUAACAAGAAAUGCUGAAAGAAAUAUUUCAUCGCCGGCAUCAUCAUCAUCAUCAUUUUUUAAUGUCUGUUUUCCAUGCUGGCAUGGGUUGGACAGUUUGACCAGAGCUGGAAGUCUGCACCAGGUUCCAGCCUAAUUUGGCUUGGUUUCUGUGGCUGGAUGCCCUUCCUAACACUUCUUCAUUAAUCCUAAUGAGAUAAAUGUUGUUUUCAUUUGAAUAAGCACAAAUACCUGUAUACACAUGGCUCGUGACCUUUAAUGGUAUUAGUUGGCUUAAAAUGGUGGGCAAAUGGCUACAGCCAGGGACUGGACUUGAGUUGCAAUCUUGACUGACUUUAUUUUCACCACAAAAUUUAUCUAUUUAGAUAUAUAGAUCUGUUUUGUUUAAAGGCAAUAAGAUGUGAUAUUUGUGUUUUGUCCUGUGGCAUUUAUUUAAUAAAUGAAGUCACCUAAUUGGGCAUCUUAACUCAUUUUGCUGCACGCUCAUGUAAUCAUUAUGAUUUUUUUUCCAUUUUUUUUUUUGUUUUUUGAAUAAUUUAGUCAGGGGAGGAAGGGCAUUGCCCAUGGCUUCUGAAACUGGUGAACGAGGAGGUUAUCCUUAGACAGGAGACCUGGCCCAAAUGCUUGCAACAGAGUGGAAUCUGCUAAAGGGACUUGAUAGCCAAGGGUUUGUGUUAAAUUGGACAAUGGAUUGUGUCUACCACCCAAAAUACCAGGCCAGAAGAUAAAUAUAAUAUUGAUUGAUUGAUUUUCCUCAGGUGAUGGUGAUAUAGAGGUAAGUGGGGAGUCCCAUAAGCCAUCAGGUUGUAGGGGCAUUUUGUUUUCAUCUAGUGUUUUAGGAUAAGUCAUCCUAACAGCCCAUUCCUAAAUAUCCUAUACCCCAUAGGAGGAUGUUAAAUCUGCACUGCAAAUUAACAGAAAUAAGAAAAACCUGAUGCUUACAACUGUAGGCUGUUUCACCUUGCUAUAGUAACUAGUUAAGUUACCACAGCAAGGUGGACUGAGCUGUUAUGAAUUAAUCAUCUUGGCCACAGAUGAAUUACAUUAGUUGCUGAUAAGAUAUAAACAGCUAGACAUUGGCUGUUAUGAGCAGCAAUUUGAAACAGGAAAGACAGGCUUUCUAGACAUGCAUCUUGUGUCUCUAAUUAUCAGGCAAUUGUUUUUAAUUACACAAUAGGGCAGUCCCUACCAUUCCAUCUCCUCAAAUUAUAUGAUGUAAUAUAUUUCUGAUAAACUGUUCCAUUUAAUUUGCAUUAUGUAAAUUGUCAUUCACUUAAUACUAGUUUAAUACACUAUUCUCAUUUCUGUAUUUUUUACAGUAUAUCUCAAUGAUAUUUUCUAUGAUAUAUAACUAAUAUCCUAUACAUCAUUAUGAUAUUUUGAUUUUUUUUUUUAUAAGUUAGUCAAAGGAAAAAGAGACUGUGUCCACCACCUUUGCAAACUCUUACAGACUGGUGACAUGAUGUAUUGCUUUGAUAAUUCACGUUAUAUAUCCAACUGUACAGUUUUUCAAAUAUACUACCAUAACAAAAUGUGGAAAUUUAUAUCAUGAGAUGUGUGAUUUUGUGUUUUGAAAAUCACUUCUUUAAACUAUGUUCUAUGCACAAAUGGAAGAAUUUAAUGUUUAAUGUGUCUUUAUUAAGAGUGUAUCUUCAAAAUAUUCUGUAGUAUCUCUUUUUAUCCCUCUCUUUUUUUUUUCUUUUUGUAUAUGUUUAUAAACAUGAUGUAUAUACUGUAAUUUAAAGAUGACAUUUUAUUUUAUGAAAUUAUUAUAUUACUGUUCAUGCCUCACGCAUUUAUUAUAAAUGAACUCAUUCCUUCCUGCUUAUUUCCAUUGAAUAACCACCAAUUUAAUGAAUCCUUCCAUAUAUAUUCAUCCUAGUAUUAUUAAUCAAAUCUUUUUUUUCUGGAAACUUCUAUAUGUAUUGCAAAAAUGAACAAAAACAUUUUUUUUAAUGAUAUUCUGCAGUAAAGAAUGAACAGUUUGGUGAUAUUCUCAAGCUGACAUGUCACCAAAUACAGAAAACAGAAAUACUGGUUUGCAUUGACAUUUUAUUUUAUACUUGAAUUCCUGCAGAAAAGAAAAAAAAAAAGAAAGAAAAUUUGGAUUUGUUAUCUUCUGCUUUGAAAAUAUUUCAAAACUGCUGAUUGCCAACAAAAAAAAAAAAAAUGAAAAAUGUAAUUAUUACCCCAUGGUUUCAUGCAUGGCACCAUGAGCAAGUCUCUGGUUGACCAAUAUCUUGUGGAGAAGCCUGUCGUAGAUGUAUGUGUUUGUGUCCUUGUCUGUGAUUAUGUUUACACUGGUUUGAAAACUGGUGCUGGUGUCUAUUUAUGUCUUUUUUUACUACUGUAAUUUUGCGGUUUGACAAUUAGAGUUUGAUAAAAUAAGUACCAGGGGUUAAUAUGACUAAUUAAACCCUUCAAGUUAAAAAGCAGCACAAACUAUAUCCACAAUCUAUGGAUAGUUCAUGGUGACUGCUAUCUUAAAAUACAAUAUAAAAGAUGGAAUGCUUUUGAUAAAUUACCUUUUUUAUGAAGUGUAACAAACAAACCAAAGAUCUUGUCUUACUGUUGAUUAGCAUCCAGUUCACUCUUGAUUAAGUGCACCAGUGAUCAAAAACAUUCCAACCACAAUCAUUCCAUCUGUCUAGGGUUAAUACAGGAUCAUGUUUUCUAAUGUACCCAUUCAGUUUUUUUUUUUUUUUUGCCUUUUUAAGACAGUGGAAUGUAGUUUGGGAGAAGUUUAAUUUCUGACAAGUCAAAUGCCCUCAUUGACUUGCUAAAGCUCUUUUUUUAAUUUGUUUAAUGGUGGUGUAUGCUAAGUGUCACUGAAAAACAAUUGGUAAUUUGUUAAAAUAGAGACACUUAAUAACUUAAUACCAUCCGAUCCUUUUAUAAAAUCUGCUGUAAUAGAGGAACACAGCAAUGUGCUUAUUGGUACUGGGGAAUCUAAGGGGAACAUGGAAAUAGAAAUUUCUUAUUCAGUAAAAUAAUCAUCAAUUCAUAGAGAAGGAAAUGUGGUUGUGUGAAACCUAUACCUUUCUCAAUGGCAUGAGUGGCAAAAAUGAAUUUGCUUCAGAUUGGAAUUGAAUUUGGUUAAACAUUUGCUCUAUAGCAGUGUUGUUUAAACUAUUUCUGUGUUAUUCACCCUCUAGUCUUCAUCUUAAAAUUUCAUUAACUUACAACUAAAUUCGCUUUAAAAAGGAAUUGAAUUUGGUCCUUUUGAUUCAGUUCACCAGCAGCUUAACUCUUGUGCUAUAGCAGUGCUUCUUAAACUAUUUUUGUGUCAUUCAUGUAUGAGUCCUUAUCAUGAAAUUUCAUUCACCCACAACUAAAUUUUCUCAUGUUUAUUUUUCUUUUUAGUAAUUUUCAUCUUACUCCAUUGUAUAAUUUUUAUUUAAUUAUAAUUGAUUUUCUCACAUGAGCAAAAAACAAAUUAAUUCAUCUUAAGUUUAAUUAUUCAACUUCUUGGACAUCCUAAAAAUGUAUAAAGAAAAUUCAUCAGAGUGAUAAAAAUUUAAGGAUGGAAAAAUUAUGAAAAUUUUUUUCUACUUUAUAUAAAAUUAGUAAUCAACAAUUUUAGAAUUUAGAAUUAGAUUCUUAGAAUCAAUGCUUUUUUUUCCUUCUUGUGUAUGCUUAUCAGAAAUAAAUGACAAGCAGUUGACUUAUACCCAGACUUACAUGUAUAUUUUUUUAUCACCAAUAACUAGGAUAUUCCUGUAUUCUGCUACCAAGUUUCUCUGAGAUUGUUUCUUUUCCAAAGCAACUCACAUUAUUGGAUCAACAGCCUGAAAUGAAUUCUGUUCUCUCUCUCUCUCUCUCUUUUUUUUGCAAUCUUACCAAUGUUGAAAAUCCUCAUUCAGCAGGAAAAAAAUUGCCAUUAUUGCCAAUGGUGGAGGACCUUCAAGUCAGUUGAUGUGUAUUGAAGGGAAAACAAGUUAUCCAACAGCUGAUAGUCUUCACAGUAGGAGUACAUCUCAGAAGAUGAUUUAUGACUGAAGUUAUACUGAAACUCCAUCAACACUUCUAAUAUGUUCACCAAAUCUGCUACUUAAUGUUGGUGAUAAUGGAUCUGAUUUCUUCAGUCCUUCUGAUAACCAAAAAUGCUAUCCCUCAGUGUUUUCUCCAGAUCAGUGUGUUUUUCUUUCCCACUUAUUCUCUUUGAAAAACUUCAAAAUGUGAGAAAUUACCUUCUGAACAUUGCUAUGGCAUAUGUUUAAUUUUCAUGGUAUCUUCUCCUUUCCCAAGGGCAUUGAAGUUGUUACCUUUUUUUUUUUUACCUUGAAGUGACAAGUGAACUGAUUCAAAUAUUCAAAAAGCAAAAGUCAUGUAACACAGUUUGGUCAGCUAAAAAAAAAAAAAAUCAUCAUUGUGAAGCCUUGCCUUCUUGUUACUUUGCCUAGUAAAAUGUACAAACAUUUCAUUUUAUCAAGGACUCUUCCAUGUAACAACCACUGAACUUCAGAAUACAAGAGAAGAAUCUUGAUCUGUGGAGAUAUUCUCUUUAUAGCUCUGAAAACAGUUGAAAUUCUUUUGCUUGUAGGUGAAUAAUAGAAUUGACUAUUUUCACCACAUUUUGCAACAGUGCUUUCAAUUUCUGGCCAUAGCUACAAAUGCCCAAUUUCUUGUCAGCUGAUGUUUCCUGUUGUAAACAACAGUGUACAGUGGAACAAUUCUGGGAUUUUUCUUUGAUACGAUUUUGAUCUUUCAUAACAGGAUUUCUGUUCUCUGAUGGUGUUCCAUUAAUUUGUGUUGCACCUAUCUUUUCAGAUAACCAAUAUCCUAUAUAACAAAUCGCAACUUGGUUGUGUCUGGUGUGCAUUUUUCAAAUACUACAGCAUGUAUUAUGGGAAAGCACUUCAUUGUACUUUAGUUUUGGGGGGUAAAAGUAUUUCCCCCAUUCUUUAUAAUUACACAUGUUCUUGUUGGUAAGAUAGAUAAAAUGUCAGUGGAUUUUACAAAGCAUCUGGUGCUGAAGUCUCUUAAUCUAUGAUCCUUUAUGUGCAGGUCACAUCAUGGACUUUUGUGAUAUCAAGAACAUGAAUAAAGUGAAACAUAGUAAUGAACACUCAUAAGAUACCAGUUUUGUUAAUAUUUUCAUUGAUUUUUCAACAUAUGCUGAAGUGAAACCUGACAAGAAGUUUAAACCAUAUUCCCUAUUGAUGAAUGAAUGACAUUCUCUGGUGCUGUUUUUGAUAAGAAUUAACCUGAAUCAACACACUGAAUUCUGUUUGUUUUAUAUAGUAAUAAAGGAGUUUGAUUCAAGACAAUGAUAUUUAGAUUCUGAGGAUGUGAUAAUGGCACUGAAUAUAAAAUGAACUCAAUCAUAAAACAGAUUCUUGACUUUGUACAAUAUGUAUCAUUAGUCUUUCAUUUCUGUUAUCCUGGACAACAUACUCCUGACUAACAAAAUAAAAUAUUUUUGGACUUUAGCAUUUGUGAAAUCCAAGAGAUGCAUGUUCCAGACUGUCCAAUCUCUCCUUGCGACCACAGUAAACUCACUUUUGGUUUCUAUGAGUUCAUUGAUGCAUCUUGUCUCAUUGUUCUUUGUAUAAUUGUUAAGAGGAAACCACCGGUGCUUGGUGGAUGGCAUUCUCUUUUUCUUCACUGCUGUACCAAACAGGUCACUGAAUAUAUGAAACUUUUACAGCUUCUAUGACUAGCACUCACUGCUACUCGGAGCACUAGGUAACUGUGAUUACUCUGUGGAAUUCUUAUCAAAUAUUGUCUAAUCGGCAUUCAGUUAUAGUAGUAUUAUUUGCUAUUACUGAGUCAUCAUGGCUGUUGCAUCAUCUGUUGUCAUGGCAAUACAUUUCCUCUGAGAAAAAUCUUCAUUUCCUAUGAAUUCAUGAAGCUUGGAGAAAAUAAAUUCAUCUAUAAUUUUGUCUCUGACUUACAAGCAAAAUUGAGAAUGUUUGACAAUUUUUCUUAAGCUUUGGUUCGGGAAACGACUGUGCUCAAUAACUUGGGCAUCAUUCUUAAUGUUCAUAGCAUAAAAACUGCAGAGCAAAAAAUGGUGCUUCCAACAAUUCCGUCAUCAUGUAAUAAUCCAGGUCUUCUCUUCAGCAAUCAAACGGUCAUGAAAGCCACUUCUUUCUUUUGGAAUGUUCAGUCACUAUUUUGGUGGUGGCUUUGGCAGCCAUGGUGUCAGGAUUUGAGAGUGAAGUAGGGAAGAUGGAAUGAGAUAAGAUUGCAGGACAAAUGGGAUUGUUUGACAGACUGUAUUUUUGGUUAUCUUCAGUCUUGUUCUUAAGAGAAUUAAGAUGAGUCUUCAAGUCAUUGAUCCUAGAUCAGUUGUAGGGGACAAGAUCCAAGUAGGAUCUUUUCAAGUAAUUCUUUGCUGCCUCAAGAGUUGCUGUGAUUCUUAUGGACAUUUAUGAUCAAUUUCAUUUCUUCUUUUUUCAUAUGACUGUCAGUAAAAUUGUCUAUUUCUGAGGCAUAAGUGACGCAAACUCAUCCAGAGUUUUGAUGCAGUAAAUAAAGGCAAUUAUUAGCAGAUCUGAUUCUAUCUUUGAUGUCUAAAUUUUUGUGUCAGUUGUAGACUCCUGAAUAUUUUUCAUGAUUAAUAUCCUCGUUCUUUUGUCAUUGGUUAAAAGAAUUUACACUACUUUAUCUCUUUUCUUUCUUACAUGGUUUCACACCUUUAUCAGCUUCUAUGUAUGGAUUAUUUUUAUCGUUCAUGACUACAUAUUCUACUUGAAGAAAGAGGCAAGGUAAAGCCAUUUUUAAUCAUUGAUUCCUUCUUCACCAGUGAAUGGAAGAAAUUUUUCUACUUUCACAAAUAUGAGGGUUUUUUGAAAAACUAUACUUGUUUUGAUUAUUGCAGGUUGUUUUUUGUCUUAAAUGGGUCUAAUUUUGAAGGUGCCAGGUACUGGCUGGUUGCACCAAGCUGAAAGAAUAUGGCUGGUUUGGUUCUUUUGAGAAAGGAAAAAAUUCAAUCUUGAUAUUCUCUUUUCCAAUUUUCUUGAAUUUUGAGAAGGAGGUACUUUGGUUCUUGUAUUUCUUUUUCUGUUUAAGUUUCCCCUCGUUCAUAUCAUUAACAGAGUCAUCACCUGUAAUCAGAUAACUGCAUUGUUUACCUUGUUAUCAGGCAGUUUCUUUAUCUUUCAUGAGAGACAUGUCUCCUAAACAUAUCUUCUCCUGACUGCUGUUUGUUUCACUUUCUCGUUACUGAUCUGUUUCCUUUUACCCGUUCUUCCUUUACAGCUGGUUUCUUUAGAUACUUCAACAAAGACAAUGUUUUAAUCUGCCAGCAAGAAAAAUGGUAAAAGAUCAUCCUCAGCAAAUUCAAGUCUAUGUAGAAGUGUUUAAGAAAUCUUCAAAAAUAUAUGGUCAACUGGUAUGAAUAUUGCAAAUAAGUAAAUAAAGAGGUGAUAAUGAAGAACAAUACUGGCAUUUUUUUUUAAUGCAUCACUUACCCCUGAAAUAAAGAGUAUCAUUUUGUGACACUAUUUGAAGUAAUUACAAAUCCAAUGAAUCACCAACUAUCCCACGGAGCAAGUGAAAUAAUGGAUAUGGAUUUUACAGCCGUAACUAAAAUAUUGGAUACACUGACCUUAAUGUUUGGAAAUAAUGAUCCAUGUGCUGUUCCCAUGCUAUCCUGGUUUUGUCUCCAGCAGUAGUGGUUUAUUAAAUCAAAAUUCACAAAAUACUGAAGUUGAUUACAGUAGCAAAUACAGAAUGUUACCACAAGAAAAUGGCAUAGUCUACCUUCAGAUUACUUAAAAAAAUGGAACUCGAGUCUCCUGAGUGUAGACAGAAUUCAUUCUUGAUUAAUACAUAUGUAUCAGGUCCAAUCCCUGCCAGCAUGAAGUACAGAUGCUAAAUGAUGAUCAUGAUGAUAAAUAUAUAAAGUUAUGCUUCUGGCAUUAAAGUAGAUGAAGUUACAGGUUAAGUAUAGCAAAAAUAGAAAAAAUAUUGUCUGAGUAAAUUAUCAUUCAUCAUUCAUUCAUCUUAGUUUCAUCCAUUCUUGAAUGAACUAUUCUCCAGUUUAAGAAGCAUUGCUCCAUGGCGUUACAUAAAAAUGUAAAAAUAUUUACCUCUUCAAGAGUAUAUCUGGUAAGCUGUUGUCCAAAUUUUGUGAGCAACAAAUCUUGACUAUUUUUUUCUUUAAAAUUAUCUCAGUGAAAUUUUCACGAUAAAUAUUAAAAAUCGUAUCAUUGAACUUUUUGAUAAUUUUUUUUCUGUCCAAAGAUCUUCAAUUUUGGCUAUAAGAAAUGAAGCUGUAAGAAAUGAUUGUUUCACAAUCUUUUUCUUCUUCAAUAAACUUUUAUUAAAUUUGUGAACCUUUUCAUGUUAUAUCAAUGAAAAUUUUCCUAUGACAGUUUUGCUAUGAAAAUUAAACUGAACAGGUUUUUCUAUCCUUUGAAUAUAUUUAUUUUUGUCUCUCUGCCAAAUUUCUGUCAAAAGUAUUUAAUGCAGAUAUUACAGUCAGCACUCUUAUAUGUCAUUGAGUAUAAUUACUUUGCACCACAAAUCAUGCAUUAAUGUACUCUUGCUGUAUAAAUUGUAGGCACUGAAGUAAAAUUUCUGUCAAAUAAGUCUUUCAUAACGCAUCAUUGUUUAUGAAGUAGAAAGCAAGAAUUCACAGACAGAUAAUAAUUCCUCACAUUACACAGUGAUACAGAUUCAUCCUACAAAUAUGUGUGAGGACUACAAGUUUAAUGUCUUCAAGGAUUUACCAUAGAGCUCACAGUGAUAAGAUUUUUCUGUAAUGUGAAUUUUCAUAUUUCUUUAAAUAACUAUUUCCGGCAAAAUAUUUUCCACAAAUUUCACAGUGGUAGGGAUUUUCUUGAAUGCAGACACAUUUAGGAUUCACAAGUGUUGAAUAUUCAGAGAAGAUUUCCCACAAAUUUCACAAUGAUGGGGCUUUCCUCCAAUGUGUACCAUAAUGUUUUUUUUUUCCUGAAGUACCGCUGUUUAGAGAGAAUUAAAAUAUUAAAAAAAAAAAUUGAAAUUUUCAUAAACCUGACUGCAACAACAAUGAAUUUUUCUGUGUAAAGUGAAUGGUUUUUGUUUAGAUAAUGUUUUACCACACAUUCCACAGUGUUGUUGUGUUUUAGAGCCUGCAAGGGUCAUAGACACUACCUGGCUUCUCUAAUGAAGUUAUAAAAACAGGAACCCAACCAAAAUUAACCUUAUGUCUGUCUACCUAAUAUAACAUUUUGGUGUAGCAUUUCUUAUAACUUUACGUGAAUAUUUCUUUGAAAUGAAACUUAUGUCUACCUAAUAUAACAUUUUGGUGUAGCAUUUUUCACAAGUUUACAAGAAUAUUUAGUUGAAAUGAACUUUAUGCCUGUUUUUAUUAUCUGUGUACCUAAUGUGACAUUUUGGUGAAGCAUUUCUUAAAACUUUUCACGAACAUUUCUUUGAAAUGAAGCUUAUGUCUACCUAACAUAACAUUUUGUUGUAGCAUUUUUCAUAAGUUUACAAGAAUAUUUCUUUGAAAUGAACCUUAUGCCUGUUUUUAUUAUCUGUCUGUUUAGUAUGACAUAUUGGUGUAGCAUUUCUUACAACUUUACAUGAAUAUUUCUUUGAAAACUCUUUGAAAUUUAUCUGGUUAACGUAAGGCAUAUUCCUGACAUGUCUUUGUGACAUUAACCAAAAGACCCACAAAAAGUAGCAAAAUGAUUUUCCACAAAUAUCACAGUAAUAAGGUUUUUCACUGGCUCUGUGACUCAAAUGUGAAUUGUUGAGGCAAAAUUUUAAACUCAUGACUACCCAAAAAUUUAGCACAGAUAAAUGUCCUUUUUAUAUUUAGAGUGCAAAUACUUAUAUGGACAGAAAGAGAGAGGUUUUUGUAGUUCAUAUUUUUAUCGAGAAAUCUUACUCGAGUCAAUUGUUUUACUGUUCUGUAGCAUCAACCUCUUUUGAGUCAGUACAAUUGUCCAGAAAUAUCACAGCAGUAAGAUUUUGUUGCUCUGUGUAUCUCUCUGAGUAAUGAGGCUACUCAGCCUUCACUAAAAGAUUCUGUACUCUGUACUCGUUUGUCUACUACAAGUUUUAAAAUUAUCAAAGAAUGAUUUUCCACCUGUUUCAAGUGGACAGUUCUCAGACAUUGAAAUCCUACAUAGGUUUCACAAUGACUGUUAAUUAAUUUUUUUUUCUUUUUAUUUAUUUAAAACCUGUUUUUUUUUUGUAUUUUUUUUCUUCUCUCCAUUGUGUAUACGUUUGUGGAUUACAAGGUUAGAAUUCACAUAGAAAUAUUUGCCACAUAUUUCACAGCUUGUUCUUUACAUAAAAAUAAAGAAUAUAAAGCCUUGUAUUGAAAACUUAUUUGUUAUUUAUAGUUAAUCUUUUGUUUGUCAUUCUCUCCCCACCUCUGGUUACUUCUCCCACCUUCAAAAAGAAAGCAUGAAAUGAUUUUAUUUUCUUUUCAAAAUUUAUAUCAAUUGAUAAUAUACAUUAUGCAUUCAAAAGAACCAAUAAAUAUUAAAGAAUUGA